AUGAUGUUCACGGAGGGCCUCGACGAGUCGGCGAUCAGCUGGAUCAAGCAGGGCACGGACUCCCCAGCCCCCGCACACGCGCCGCCGCGGUCGCCGCUGGCGGAGCGCCCGCCGCUGGGGCAGGUGGCGGCGCCGCCGAGGAGCCCCGCGGUGCACGCUAGGCCGUGCGGGGCCGGCGCAGGCGUCGGUUUCUUCUCCCCCAAGGGCCUCCCGCCCGUGCGGGUGAAUGGGACGCGUCACUCGGGCCUGCUCGGCCGCCACUCCGUGCUUCUCUCGGCUGCGGACUCCGACGAGUGGGAGGACGAGAGCGUCGCGUCGUGGGGGAUGCCCGAGGACUGCUACGGCGGCGGCAACUUCUCCGAGACCGCCGACGAGGCGUGCUCCAGCGAUUCCAGCCUCAAGCGGAGGGCCAUGGACCGCUGCGGCGGAGGGUGGGACGAGGAGGUCACGUCGCAGCUGAGCAGGAAGGGCGGCGGCGGCGGGAUCGUGCGGGGGCAGUCCAAGGAGUUCCUGCGGGUGGAGGUGCGAGCGGCGGGCGCGUUCGCUGCCGCGAAGUGCUCCGGUUCCGGGGCACAAGAUCCAGUGGACUCCAUCUCGCAGGGACGCUACUUUGAGGGUCAGGUAUUGGGGACUCCUAGUGCCCCUCCAAUUGCAGGGGGCGAGGAGGAGGUCAUGUUUGAUGCAGCUGAAACGGCUGAAACGGAUGGAGGGCUUGAGAGGAAUGGAGUAUCAUCAGUAGCAGAUAUACUGGCCCAAGAUGCUCAUGAGCUUCCUACGAGCUCAAUUGUUCAUGAAGAUGGCGUUCAGAAUAACUUAUUAGCUCAGAUGCCGAGCUUCACCAUUAAUGUCCAAAAUGCAUGGCAAUCUUUUGUUGCAUAUGAUGCAUGCUUCAGGCUAUGUCUGAAUGCAUGGGCAAGAAACUGCAUGGAAGCUCCAGACUUCCUUCGGGAUGAGUGCAUGGUGCUGCGAAGUGCCUUUGGAAUACAGAAUUUCUUGCUUCAUCCAAAACACAAUAGUCAAGUUGACGGUAAACAAGUGUAUGAUAAGGAUGGAAGUUGUACUAUAAAGGGAAGGAAACUUGUUAAACAGAUUGAGAUUGAAGUAAAAAAGAUACGGGUUGUACCUCAAAGGCCAAAGCUUCGGGCAACAUCGUCCUUUAGAAAUCUCUACAUGCAAGCUGGCAGUGAGUAUGUCAGACAUAUUACUAAGAUUCUGAAGAGCCAGGUUACGAUGUUGACAUCCACAUCAUCUACAUCUUUGCCGGAAGAAAUGUUCACAUGCACUCUAGAAUUGCAAAGUUCUUGCAAAGGUCAUCAGAGAGAUUCAAUUUCUCCACAAUAUUUGAAGCCAGGGACUGGUGAAUCUCAACUCUUUUAUCUAGAGAGCCAGGGGGAUGUUAUUCUUGUUGAAGUACAAGACAACAAUAGGGUUGUCAUAGGCCGCUCGAAAAUUCAAGUUUCAUCAUUGACUGAUACUCAACAGGAUGAAAUCAUCAGGUGGUGGCCUCUAUAUCUUGAUGAUCAUGAUUGUGUGGGAAAAAUUCAGCUUUGUAUGAACUUAUCCAUGUCUUCCAACAAUUAUGGGUCCGAAAAGAUGCUGCAAGGUGGUCCCGCAGUGGAUACCAUCAUAUAUGACAUGGUUCUGGAAGCGGCAAUGAGGGCUCAAAAUUUCAACAGCAAAAUGCUUCAUAUCAGUGGUCCAUGGAUUUGGCUGUUAGAUGAGUUUUCUGAUUACUAUGGAAUAUCUGAUGCAUAUAGAAAAUUGAGGUACUUGUCUUAUAUCAUGAACGUGGCAAUACCAACCAAGGAUUGUUUGGAACUUAUAUACGAACUUCUUGUUCCAGUCACAAAAGCACGGGAAGAUAGAACUUUAACAAGACAAGAGAGAAGUAUUUUGAUAGACUGUGAAGAUCGGAUUAAGAGCCUCCUUGCAGCUCUGUUUGAAAAUUACAAGUCACUGGAUGAACAUUCUCCAACAGGCUUGUCAGAUUUAUUUGGCCCCAUAACAGACUCUGCUGCACCAGCUUUGGCACCUGCUGUUCAGAUAUUCAGUGUACUGCACGACAUUCUCUCCAAAGAAGCACAAGACAUACUUAGGAACUAUUUGCAGACUGCUGCUGCAAAAAGGUGCAGGAGGCAUAUGAUCGAGACAGAUGAAUUCUUAUCAAGCAAUAACGACAGCCUUCUUACAGACCCUAUGACUAUAUCUGCUGCAUAUCUUAAAAUGAAGACACUGUGCAUUAACAUAAGUCACGAAAUUCAAGCAGACAUUAAGAUUCACAAUCAGAAUAUACUUCCAAGUUCCAUAGAUCUGCCAAAUAUAGCAGCAUCCCUAUAUAGUACCGAACUAUGCAAGCGGCUGAAAGGUUUUCUUUCUUCAAGUCCCCCAUCAAGACCAGUACAACAUGUUGCUGAACUGAUAAUCGCAACUUAUGAGUUUGAGAGAGAUCUUGAAUCUUGGCAAGUGAGACCUGUUCAUGGCGGUGUAAUUUCGAGACAGCUGUUUCAUGACUACAUCAUGGUGUGGAUUGAAGACACUCGAUUGCAGUUACUUGAUAACUGCAAAGUUGAGAAGAUAUCAUGCCCUGCAGUGUCAACAAUCUCACCAUUUGUUGAGCAAAUGUAUGAGCAAAUAAAAGAGAGCAUAAAUGAGUAUGGAGUGGUUAUCAAUAGGUGGCCCCAAUAUCUGAUGAGUUUAGAGAGUGCUGUUGCUGAUGUUGAGAGAGAAAUUAUGAAGGCACUGGAGAAGCAAUACAUGGAGCUUUUGAUGCCUCUAAGAGACGGCAUACCAGAAAAAAUUGAGAAGCAGGUCCAGAGAUUAACAAGAAGACAAUCUAUAGCUCCCUAUGUUGUGCCAAAUCAGUUAGGAGCAUUCAUGAACACAGUAAAAAGGAUGCUAGAUGUAUUACACUGCCGAGUCGAAGACAUUCUCAAGUCAUGGGGAGCGUACCUUACUAUAUCAAGUGGGAACACUGUUUUUGGAGAGCAAAUGAACUCCAUCACAGUCAUGCUGAAGAAGAAGUACAAGAAAUACCUGCAAGCCAUAGUGGAUAAGCUUGUCAGCAAUGCACAAGCCAACCGGAAUACGAGGCUCAAGCGAAUUCUUGAAGAAACAAGAGAGGCUGAUGGUGAAAGUGAUAUACGAGAUCGGAUGCAGGCUGUCCGCCUUCAGCUCUCAGAUUCCAUUCACAAUCUACAUGAGGUCUUCUCCAGCAGAAUAUUUGUUGCUAUUUGCCGAGGUUUCUGGGAUCGGUUAGGCCAGAUCGUGUUGAGAUUUCUGGAGAGCAGAAAGGAGAACAGGAUUUGGUACCGCGGGUCUGAUUAUGCUCUAGGGAUCCUUGACGAUGUCUUUGCAUCAGAGAUGCAAAAGCUGCUGGGCAACGCCCUGCAGGACAAGGACCUGGAUCCACCGCAGUCAGUGAUCGACGCCCGCUCCAUCCUCUGCUAG
Miscanthus lutarioriparius is the source of this 3447-nucleotide messenger RNA. Lineage: Eukaryota; Viridiplantae; Streptophyta; Magnoliopsida; Poales; Poaceae. The record is from the annotation of a GenBank genome assembly.